AUGUGGGUGAAGGUGUGUGUGGGCCUGAUGGCCAUUGCAUUGGGUCUCCUCCAUCAUCUGCAGCCGGACUUCCUGGAAGCUGCCCAGGACUACCUCUCCUCAUCCCUGCAGAGCAUCUCCCCCGGGGUGACCCCAUCUCACCCGUCUCUGGAGGAAGCUCUGUCUGCGACAUGGGACGCCCUGAUCACAGCACCCGCCACACACUGGGGGAAGGUGGCCGUUGGGGUGAAUGCUUGUGUCGAUGUAGUAGUCUCAGGGGUGAGCGUGCUGAAAGCAUUGGGUCUGAGCCCCCACGCCGGAGGAGAUCACCUGGUUCUCAACACUCAGGAGGAACUGGCCGAGACCUUCCAGCACUAUAUGCAGCGAGGUGCGGCAGCCGAACGUUUCUAUAGUGAUGCUGACAGCUUUCAGCACAUCUCCCGCACUGCUUCCAAAGAACCAGGAGCCAAGCAUUUUGUUGGAGGAAAUGCUGCUCUCAUUGCUCAGAGACUGACAACACAUCCAAAUCUGGAGGUUCUCCUGUGUGGGCCAAUAGGUCCUAAGCUACAUGAAUUAUUGGAUGAAAGAAUUGUUGUACCCCCAGCAUCACUGAAGGAGCAGGACGAGUACCAUCUUAUACUGGAAUAUAAAGCUGGGGAGAAGUGGGGCUCAGGUCAAGCUCCAGCUGCAAGCAGGUUUAUAUUUUCUCAUGAUUUAUCAAAUGGAGCCAUGACGUCACUGGAGAUUCUGCUUUCCAGUCUGGAGGAAUUCCAGCCAGAGCUAUUGGUUCUUUCGGGGCUGCACAUGAUGGAGGGAUUAUCCCAGGAGGCAAGAGCCAACCGCUUGCAAGAGGCAGCCACUGCAUUGUCAGAUGUCCCUUCAGAUAUUCUCAUUCAUCUAGAGCUGGCUAGUAUGACUGACGGAGAUUUAAUGAGAGGAAUCAUUCACCAGCAGGUCUUUCCAGUGAUCAGUUCUGUGGGUCUUAAUGAACAAGAGCUUCUUUUCCUCAGCCAGUCAUCCUCUGGUCCUCACUCAGCACUCCCAGCAUGGUCAGGAAUCCCGGAUGUUGGAAUAGUGAGUGACAUCUUGUUCUGGAUUCUGAAGGGUUCUGUUGAUGGAGAUUCUGCUCUUACCAGAGUCCACUUCCACACUUUGGCCUACCACAUUCUGGCCACUGUGGAUGGCUUUUGGGGAAAUCAGGUGGCUGCUGUCGCUGCAGGUGCUCGGAUUGCUGGCACCCAAGCUUGUGCCAGUGAAAUUAUUGAACCUUCAAAAGUAACACUGAAAAGCCCACUGGAAUUUUCUACCUCCAAAACAGACAUGGGUCCCACUGCCAGGGUGAGUGCCAAGGAACCUGUGGCAGUUUGGAAGAAAGGUGGAGUUACCUUCCAUUUCACACCUGUGCUCAUAUGCAAAGAGCCUGUUAGGACUGUGGGCCUGGGUGAUGCUAUAUCUGCGGAAGGAUUGUUGUUUUCAGAAGUGAAGACUGAAUGA
This is a messenger RNA of Staurois parvus, 1473 nucleotides long. Lineage: Eukaryota; Metazoa; Chordata; Amphibia; Anura; Ranidae. The record is from the annotation of a GenBank genome assembly.